AUGAUGAUGUACAGCCCAGGUGUUCCAAAAGCCUCCAACUUUAUCGAUCCAGCUUUAAUCACCCCUCCACCCUCUCCAGAACCUGCUUUUACGCCCCGACGAAGGCUCUUGAAACAAGUUCCCCAUUCUCAUUUCUGGAUCCAAAAUGAAGAUUCGUUUGAAGUGUUUCAAGCUAGACUUUUUCGAUUGCAUGCAACCUCCACUCUACAGCUAUUAUCAUACAUUGAUCAAAACCCAGAGGUGACCUUUCAUUUUUCAACAUUUUUCCAGGACGUCAUUUUGCCUGAUAGGAUGUAUCAAUUUCCAGGCGAAAACCUCAAAGAGUUUGUGGUAUUAUCAGGUCGGGAAGCUGUUGAUCAGUACUCCAAACUGCGAAUUCUACUUACCAUUUAUCUGCGAAGAAUUGCUGCGGGCAGGAUAUGCCUCGGCCUAUUAAACCAGCUCAGCAACAGUGAUGAAGGGAAAAUAGACCAAAUCUUACUCCACAACUUGAUUGCAAGGGUGAGACCUAUCUACGGAGACAAGGUAUUGACCGACCUAGGCAUAAAACUAAAACAUAGUAACUUAUAA
Molecule: messenger RNA, 570 nt
Organism: Komagataella phaffii GS115
Lineage: Eukaryota; Fungi; Ascomycota; Pichiomycetes; Pichiales; Pichiaceae
Exons: 1
Coding region: 1-570 (189 amino acids)
Source: RefSeq, a predicted model, not a curated record